AUGCCUCUUUACAAACAGUGUAAUGGGGAAAAGGCUUGUGCCAUAUAUGCAGCUGAUAAAGCAGUCGAUAGUAAAAUUGAAACAUGCACGAGAACAAACCCUAUUGGUCCCACUACAGAUGCAAAUAAUGUAUUAUGGUAUGUGGAUCUUGGCGAUAUCUACAGUGUUUACAACAUCACCAUACACUUUAAAGACUAUGAUGGACAAAUUUCGAGACAAAGAGGCCGAUUUGCAGGAUUUUCUAUCUAUCUAUCGAAUUCUACAGAGAAAGAGGCUGGAUACCUUUGUUAUAAAAACAGACUCCAACUGCCCCCUUUAAAUUUCACAACAAGUUGUAUAGGACAUGGCCAAUACGUUAUCUAUUAUAAUGAAAGAUCGGAAAAUGACUCUGAAGAAUAUGAAAGUGUAUCAUACACCGAGUUGUGUGAGGUAAUAGUGCAAGGUUGUGACAAAAAUGUUUUUGGAGUUGACUGUGACCAAAGCUGUCCAGUUAACUGUCUAGAACAGAGAUGUCACAUAGUUAACGGAAGUUGCCUUGGGUGUAGGCUAGGGUGGAAAGGAGACACGUGUGAAAAUAGUGCGUACGGUACAAAUGUAUGUGUUGGACACUGCAUAAACAACGCUACCUGUCAUCGCGAGUUUGGCAGUUGUGUAGACGGCUGUGCCUCGGGAUGGAUGAAGCCCUUGUGUAACAAAGUAUUAACGUGUAACAUGGAGAAGAAUAUGGAUUUGCAUAAUGAUAAAUCCGCGGAAAAUGAUGUCAAGGAAGUAGUCAAGAGAGGUCCGCCGACUAAUAAAGUCAUUCCUGUAAAAAAUCUGUAUGCCAUCAUCGCCAAAAUGUCUGCCACUGAGAACUCUGGUUUUAAACAUGAAUAUCAAGAAAUUCCAAGAGGUGAACUGUUUCCAUGUGAGGAUGCGAAAAAACCUGAAAAUAAACCUAAAAAUAGAUAUACAACUACCUUUCCAUAUGACCACUCGAGAGUUAUUUUGAAAACUUCAUCUUCUACGGAAAAUGACUACAUCAAUGCCAAUUAUAUCGAGGAAAGUAUAAUUUUAAUUGAUACACAGAGUAAACAGAAUUAUAUUGCAACUCAAGGCCCAAAACCAAAAACAGUUGUUGACUUCUGGCGGCUGGUGUGGCAGGAAUGUGUAUCCAUUAUUGUUUGUCUGACGAAUCUUAAGGAAGGGAACAAAAUAAAGUGUACUCAAUAUUGGCCGAACUUUAACGACAGAAUGCAGCAUGGUAACCUUAUAAUAAGAAACCUGGAAGAGAAAAUAUAUGCUAAUUACAAGACAAGACGCUUCAAAAUACACAAUAAUUUGGAAAGACACGAUCGUGAAGUGUUGAUGUUCCACUUCACAAGAUGGCCAGACCAUGGAGUACCUGAUCCACUCAGUCUUGUUGUGUUCCAUCUUCACGUAAUGAAGACGUCCUCAAAAACUGGAAAAUACACAUUGGUUCAUUGCAGUGCCGGAAUUGGCAGAACCGGAACAUACAUUGCCUUGGAUGCCCUAUAUCGGGAAGGGGAGAGAAAUGCCAGGGUCAAUGUACCAAUGUACGUCAGGACUAUGAGAAAAGACAGAAUGAACAUGAUACAGGGCGACGACCAGUACAGAUGUGUUUAUCUUGCCCUUUGUGAAGCUUUCAGUGGACGGUCUAGAUGUCGGACAACUGAGACACUUUCUCAACAAUCUCAAGAUAGAUCAUGCUACACUAACUGUGGGGAAGUAACGAAUACACCUUCAUUGUCAUCAGAGUUCCAAACUCUACAGUCUCUUCGGAUAAAAUUUGCAGAGAAAGACUAUGAAUCUGGACUUAAAAACAAAUCGGCCAACUACACACAGAGUGUUCUGCCUGUGGAAAAAUACAUGUGCUAUUUGUCGUAUACAAAGGGAAGGAACAACUACUACAACGCUGUUCUUCUUCAGUCCUUCACUGAAAACGACAGUAUGAUCAGCGCCCAGUACCCACUUCCUGACUACACUGAAGAUUUUCUCAGACUCAUCAGGGACUUUGAUGCUCGUGUUGUGGUUUUCCUGAGUCCUUUAAAGGAAAUUAAGUCUUCAUUCUUCUGGGUUCCAACAAAAUCAGAACACAAAAAUGUAGGCAGUUUUGAACUUAAAUUGGAAACAUCAACUAAUACUGUAAACUUUACAACCAGGAAUUUAGUUUUGCAGCCAAAGGGAAGUAGCGACAUGAGAAUAACUGUGUUUGAAUGUAAGACCUGGAAGGAAGGGAGGUCCCUUGCUGAUAAAAGAGUAUUACUUGAUGUGGUCAAAGAGGCAAAAUCAGAAAAAGAUAAAGAUGAGGGGAAAAUACUUAUUUUGUCCAGUGAUGGAGCCACACGCUGUGGAGCAUUCUGUGUUGUCUAUAACGCCCUGGAACAACUCUUGAUGGAUAAGGAAGUAGAUAUCUUCACCAUCACACGACAACUUCAGAUUCGUAGACCGGAGUUUGUGUCUACUUUGGAGGAAUACCAGCUUUGUUAUGAUGUCCUUGCAGAAUACAUGCAGAAUGAUAGUGUUUACGCGAAUUGUUAGACAAAGGGAGGAAACUUUUUAUAACUUAGUACAUAAUAUCUUUAACAUUCGUUGUUGAUUAAU
This is a messenger RNA of Saccostrea echinata, 2604 nucleotides long. RefSeq names its product receptor-type tyrosine-protein phosphatase alpha-like. The coding region runs from base 1 to 2541 and encodes 846 amino acids. Gene Ontology annotation, biological process: protein dephosphorylation. The record is from RefSeq and is a predicted model, not a curated record. The transcript has 21 exons. Gene Ontology annotation, molecular function: protein tyrosine phosphatase activity. NCBI's taxonomy places the organism in Eukaryota, Metazoa, Mollusca, Bivalvia, Ostreida, Ostreidae.